UGAUGAUUUGCCAAGGUCGUGUAGGUCUCGGGGUAUUCUCUACUCUGGCCAUCGUAUUGGUUCUUCUGUUGCCGUUGGAUCUGUUGGAUUGGAGAACCGAAGCAGACGUUUCCUAUCAGCAACCAGUAGUGUCCCUGACGAGUACUUCUACACGGUUGACUUUGGAGCUACCGAUCACUGUGGAGUCAUUGUUGCAGCAGACCCUGCCACCAGCUGAGAUCCGCUUAUAUAUUCCUGAAGCCACGGCACUACUGUCCAACAGCUGUAAUGUCUCUAAGCGGCCGACCACCCCCUUUUGUGCAAGGGAAGCCAAAAUUCUCAAUGUCCUCAGUCAUCCCAGCGUUCAUGUCAUUCCCGUCGCAGAUUUGGGACCUGCUACCAAAUUCCUGUACGUAAUUCAGGAGUUCCUUUCCAGAGGAGGGAGCCCUUCUCGAAUAUUUACUACCACCCAUGAUUUUGCCCACUCGUCAGAACCAGACGUCCCGGUCUCAGCAACGUAUCUACAUCAGCCAAUCGUUGUUUGCGAUGAUGACCACUACUACGCACCCACAUUUCUACAAGAUUUAAUGCGCGCACAUCACCAAUUGGGGCAUGCAGCAAUCGGGCUACGUGGAUGGAGAAUACGUCAAGACUUGCAAUGGGGCGUUCAAGGAGCUCAAGAACAACGACGUCAUAUUAUUCAAGGGUGGACUCUAGCUGAACCGUACAGAGUCGGUAUUGUGACAGCUAAUGAAGGGUAUCUGAUUCAACCAAGAUUCUUCGCCACGAGUGCAGGGGACGUGCCAAUUCUUAACUUAACGGGUGCAUCUUCAGAGGCCACAUUGGUCGACGAUAUUUGGAUGAGCGGACAUCUCGCUGCUCAGGGUGUUCCACGAAUUGUUGUACCUGCUAUUUCAAGUAACGUCGAUAUCUCACAAUCGUACACACUUGAAUCACAAUUUCAAAGUAAACAGACAUCUCGUUACAUAGCCAAUACAGUAGCAUUACGACUAUUUAGCAGCGUUUGGGAGAAUAGCAUGUGGUAUCAAUUUGGAAUAGAUAGCUCAAUAUCGCCUAGAAGGGUUCGAGGACGGGUGAAGGUAUAUAGAUGGCUUAAAGGCAUUGCGCUAUCUUUAAAAGUACAGCUGCGAUUGUCAGCGCUAUAAAAGAAAGCAACCCGGU
Spizellomyces punctatus DAOM BR117 is the source of this 1161-nucleotide messenger RNA. RefSeq lists its product as uncharacterized. NCBI's taxonomy places the organism in Eukaryota, Fungi, Chytridiomycota, Chytridiomycetes, Spizellomycetales, Spizellomycetaceae. The transcript has 2 exons. The record is from RefSeq and is a predicted model, not a curated record. The annotation marks the transcript as partial.